This is a messenger RNA of Moneuplotes crassus, 960 nucleotides long. The record is from the annotation of a GenBank genome assembly. NCBI's taxonomy places the organism in Eukaryota, Ciliophora, Spirotrichea, Euplotida, Euplotidae.
GUAUUUAAGGUUGAGAGUCAGAGAACUUCCUAAUUAAUUUAAAGCAUGAAUAUUGUGGCUACUCCAAGUCAAUUGCAAGCAAACCAAGGGCAACUUUUCUAUCAAAAUAAUGAAUCUUCAAGAACUUCUGGAGAAAUCUCUAAAGCCAAAAUCCAGGAAGGAACCUGUAUAAAGCAGAAAUCUCGGAUGGUCAGAAUAAAAACUAGUGAGGAAAUUGAGUUCCUGGAAGACCAGUUUAGGAAAGAUCCGGCCUGGUCCAGGAAAACAGUUCAGCACUGUAAAAAGUUCCUUAGGCUCCGCACUCAUCAGAUAUACAAGUGGGGGUUUGACAAGAGGAAAGCUCUGAGGAAGAUCGAACAAAAUGAGUCAUCUCCGAUGACUAGUUUUAACGCAGAACUCGAGCUGAAUAAAUUAUUUCCAGUAAAAAUAUCAGUGGGCUCCAGCGAGGCCGCUGCAGCUGAUAUCAACCUGAAAGAGCUUUCAUGUCCUCUGUUUGAUUAUAACAAGGUUGUAGAUGAGUUAGUUAAGAGUACACUAAAUUUUCAGAAUCCUUGCAAAAUUAGAAGGUCUGAUCUUAACCAGGAUCGGAAGAAUUUCUGACAAGAACAAAAAUUAUUGAACAAGAAACCCCUGGGUGGACAGCAUCAAGAGGAGGAAAAGGAAAGCAUUACUGAAGAGAAGAACCCCUCCGCUGCUGCCAGCUAUACUGAACUGUUUCGGGACCUCUGCGAAGACCCUCUGGAUAGAGAAGGAUCAGAAAAUGAGCAUACUUUUAGAUCUAGUGAAUGAAUGAUCUACGAUUCCCAAAUACCUCCAUUUUCGGAAGAGUUUCAGGAAUCUGAGUUUAAAUGAAUGUCCGACCUAGAGAAAGAAUCCUUUCUGCUCAGAUCCCGUCGGACCUUCAUAGAUUAGCCCUACCGAUCAAGCAAUAUUCAUACAAUUAUUAACUAAUAGAUUUUU